Molecule: messenger RNA, 642 nt
Organism: Trifolium pratense (red clover)
Lineage: Eukaryota; Viridiplantae; Streptophyta; Magnoliopsida; Fabales; Fabaceae
Product: basic proline-rich protein-like
Exons: 3
Coding region: 1-642 (213 amino acids)
Source: RefSeq, a predicted model, not a curated record
AUGGAUGCAUUACGGUUUCUAAAUGAUGAUAAUAAGGGUGGUGAUGGCACUUUCUUUCCAACAGAUUCGGGACCAAGCCCACCUGGUGUAGGACAUCCUAUUAAGGGUGGUGAUGGCACUUUCUUUCCAACAGAUUCGGGACCAAGCCCACCUGGUGUAGGACAUCCUAUUAAGGGUGGUGAUGAUUCGGGACCUAGCCCACCUGGUGUAGGACAUCCUAAUAAGGGUGGUGAUGACACUUUCUAUCCAACAGAUUCGGGACCAAGCCCACCUGGUGUAGGACAUCCUAAUAAGGGUGGUGAUUCCACUUUCUUUCCAACAGAUUCGGGACCUAGCCCACCUGGUGUAGGACAUCCUAAUAAAGGUGUUGAUGACACUUUGUUUCCAACAGAUUCGGGACCAAGCCCACCUGGUGUAGGACAUCCUAAUAAGGGUGGUGAUGGCACUUUCUUUCCAACAGAUUCAGGACCAAGCCCACCUGGGGUAGGACAUCCUAAUAAGGGUGGUGAUGAUUCGGGACCUAGCCCACCUGGUGUAGGACAUCCUAAUAAGGAUGGUGAUGACACUUUCUUUCCAACAGAUUCGGGACCUAGCCCACCUGGUGUAGGACAUCCCAGGACUACAUAUUUUUAUAUGAAUUAA